GAGAGAAACUUGAGCCUCGGAGGGUCUACAGAAGAAACCGCAGGAUCUAGAGAGGAGGAACUUCAGGAGGAACCUCGGGAGGAUCCAUACAUAGGCUCUGCGGGAAGAAACGAGAGGAACGAACGGGGUUCUAGAGAAGAAACUACAGCGGGAACUGGAGGAGGAGCUUCAGGAGGAUCUAGAGAAGUGGAGGAACGCAGAAGGACAGAAGGAACCUCAGGAGGAUCUCAGAAAGGAAGUAGAAGAAGAAAAAGGACAGAUGGCUGGGUCAGAGGAACCUGCUGUUGCUGCGUGCAGCAGCCUCGUCUUCUACGUGAACGGCAGGAAGGUUGUGGAGAAGAAUGUGGAUCCAGAAACGACGCUUCUCUCCUACCUCCGUGCUAAAAUGCGGCUCACCGGGACCAAGUACAGCUGCGGGGGCGGAGGAUGCGGAGCCUGCACCGUGAUGGUGUCCCGCUACAACCCGCGGGAGAAGACCAUCUCCCACUUCUCGGCCAACGCGUGCCUGCUGCCCGUGUGCCAACUGCACCUGGCUGCGGUCACCACCACGGAGGGCAUCGGAAGCACCGAGACCAGGAUCCACCCCGUCCAGGAACGCAUAGCAAAGGCCAAUGGGUCCCAGUGUGGCUUCUGCACCCCAGGGAUGGUGAUGUCCUUGUACGCCCUCCUGAGGAACCAGCCGCAGCCCAGCCUGGAGGACAUCGUGGAGGCCCUAGGCGGAAACUUGUGUCGAUGCACUGGGUACCGUCCCAUCGUCGACGGCUGCAAGACGUUCUGCGGGGCGUCCAGCUGCUGCCAACUCAACGGCCAGGAGGAGAGCUCCGUCAACGGGGAGGUGAAUGGGGUUCCUGAGCUGUUCCAUGAGGGGGAUCUCCUUCCUCAGGACCCGACCCAAGAGCUGAUCUUCCCUCCAGAGCUCAUGCUCAUGGCAGAAUCCCAGAGGCCGCUCACCCAGACCUUCUGCGGGGAACGGAUUACCUGGGUGUCCCCGGUGACCCUGCGGGAGCUCGUCGAGCUGAAGGCGAAGCACCCGAAAGCGCCGCUCGUCCUGGGGAACACCGGCGUUGGUCUGGAGAUGAAAUUCAAAGGCAUCCUGCAUCCUGUGAUCAUCUCUCCGACCCGCGUCCCAGAGCUCUACGAGGUGAACAAGACACCAGACGGAGUGUGGGUGGGCGCGGCCUGCUCCCUCACAUCACUCAAGACCUUGGUGGAGAAGCUGGUGCGGGAGCUCCACGAGGAUCAGGUGGAGACGUUCUCGGCCCUCCUCCAGCAGCUGCGCAGCCUCGGGGGCCAGCAGAUCCGCAACGUGGCCUCCCUGGGCGGUAACAUCGCGAGCGCCGCUCCGAACUCGGACCUGAACCCCGUUCUUGCUGCCGGAAGGUGCAUCCUCAGCGUCAUCUCUAAGGCAGGAGGAAGAAGGGAAAUUGCUGUAAAUGAAGAUUUCUUCGUCGGCUUUGGGAAAACAGCCCUUAAACAAGACGAAAUCAUUCUGUCCGUUUUCAUUCCGGUGUCCAAAAGGGGGGAGUUCGUGCGGGCUUUCCGGCAAGCUCCGCGCAAGGCCAACGCCCUGGCCACCGUCACCUCGGGGAUGCGGGUCCGGUUCGCGCAGGGCACCGAUGCGGUCGAGGAUCUCGCCAUCUUCUACGGAGGAGUGGGGCCCUGCACCGUGGGAGCCACCAAAACCUGCCGGGAGGUCAUCGGCAGACGCUGGAAUGAGGAGACCCUGAACGAGGCCUAUCGGCUCCUCCUGGACGAGAUCUCCCUCCCGCCCUCAGCCCCCGGCGGGAAGGUGGAGUUCCGCAGGUCCCUGACCCUCAGCUUCCUGUUCAAGUUCAACCUGCAGAUGCUGCAGAAGCUCAACGAGAUGAGCAUCAUCCCGGAGGACCUACCUGGGGAGGUGGCGAGUGCCGUUCGAGGUCUGCCGAAGGAGCUGCAGCCCAGCUUCCAGGAGUUCCAGGAGGUGUCCCAGGGUCAGCGUGGUGACGACCUCGUGGGGCGGCCGGUCAUGCACCGCUCGGCCCUGAGCCAGGCGACGGGGGAGGCCGUGUACUGCGAUGACAUCGCCGGGUCCCAGGGGGAACUCUUCCUCGCUUUGGUGACGAGCACGAGGGCUCACGCUAAGCUCAUAAAAAUAGACGACGGCGAAGCGCUCAAGCUCCCCGGAGUUGUGGAUGCGGUAACUGCCAAGGACAUCCCGGGCAAGAAGUUCCGGACCUUCACUGGCAUCGACGAGGAGCUGCUGGCUGAGAACGAGGUGACCUGUGUGGGUCAGAUGGUCGGCGCGGUCGUCGCGGACACCAGGCAGCACGCCAAGCAAGGUGCGGCGGCGGUGAAGGUGGUCUACGAAGACCUGCCGGACCGCGUGUUGACCAUUGAGGAAGCCAUUGAGAAAAAGUCCUUCUUCAAGCCACAGAGGGAGAUCGAGAGGGGCAACGUGACAGAGGGCUUUCGGAAGGCCGAUCAGAUGCUGGAAGGGGAGAUCCGCAUUGGGGGACAGGAGCACUUCUACAUGGAAACGCAGAGCAUGCUGGUGGUCCCAUCAGGAGAAGAGAAAGAGCUCAAAGUGUACCUGUCCUGUCAGCACCCGACGUACGCCCAGGAGUCCAUUGCGGAGACGCUGGGGAUCCCGUCCAACCGGGUGUCCUGCCACGUGAAAAGGAUGGGUGGAGCUUUUGGAGGGAAAGUCACAAAAACCUCCAUCCUUGCAUCCAUCACUGCUUUGGCUGCAUGGAAGACGGGACAGGCUGUGCGGUGUGUGCUGGAGCGGGGGGAUGACAUGCUCAUAACAGGGGCUCGCCAUCCCGUCCUGGCCAACUACAAGGUGGGCUUCAUGAACGAUGGAAGGAUUAUUGCAGCAGAUAUUCAGUAUUUUACGAAUGCAGGGAACACUGGAGAUGAGUCUAUCUUGGUGAUUGAGAAGAUCCUCCUUCACAUAGACAAUGCUUACAGUGUGCCUAACCUGCGAGGUCGAGCCACAGCCUGCAAGACCAACCUUCCUUCCAACACAGCCUUCCGGGGCUUUGGAGUGCCCCAGAGCAUGCUGGUUGUGGAGAGCGUGAUCAACGAUGUGGCCAUGAAGCUAGGCUGCACUGCCGAGGAGAUCCGAGAGAAGAACAUGUACAAGGGGCCAUCCAUCACCCACUACAAGUUGCAGUUUGACCCAGAGAACCUGCUUCGCUGCUGGGACGAGUGUUUACAGAAGGCAGACUACCACAGCCGCCGCACUACCAUUGCCCAGUUCAACCAGAGCAACCGCUUCAAAAAGAGAGGCAUCGCUGUCAUUCCCAUCAAAUACGGCAUCGCCUUCGCCGAGUGCUUCCUCAACCAGGCUGCUGCUCUGGUCCACAUCUACAAGGACGGGUCGGUUUUGGUGAGUCACGGCGGAGCGGAAAUGGGCCAAGGCAUUCAUACGAAGAUGCAGCAGGUGGCCAGUCGGGAGCUGCGAAUUCCGGUGUCCUUGAUCCACAUCUCGGAGACCAGCACGAACGUCGUCCCAAACACGUGUCCGUCAGCGGCCUCCUUUGGCACAGAUGCCAAUGGGAUGGCAGUCAAGAUGGCCUGUGAGACGCUGCUCCAAAGACUUGAACCAGUUAUUAGGGAGGACCCCAAAGGCACCUGGCAGAGCUGGAUCAAAGCUGCUUUCUUCAAGAAGAUCGGUCUUUCUGCAACUGGAUAUUACAGGGGUCCUGACACAUACAUGGACUGGAAGAAACAGGAGGGUCAACCAUACGCCUAUUUCACCUAUGGCACUUGUUGUAGUGAGGUGGAGGUGGACUGUCUCACGGGUGACUAUCAGACUCUGAGGACAGACAUUGUCAUGGACAUUGGAAGAAGCAUUAACCCUUCAAUUGACAUUGGCCAGAUUGAGGGGGCAUUCAUGCAGGGACUUGGCCUUUAUACCAUGGAGGAGCGCAAGUUCUCACCCUCUGGGAUGCUCUACCCCCGGGGACCCGCACAGUACAAGAUCCCUGCCGUGUGCGACAUGCCCUUGAAGUUCAAUGUCUACCUGCUGGCUGGAUCCAGCAAUCUACAUGCAAUCUACUCCUCCAAGGGUAUCGGUGAACCUGUUCUGUUCCUAGGGAGUUCAGUCUUCUUUGCCAUUAAAGAUGCGGUGGCAGCCGCACGGAAGGACGUGGGUCUCGGCGGCCCCUUCAAGUUGGACAGCCCUGCUUGCCCAGAGGAGACCUGCCUGGCCUGUGCCUCCUGCUUUGUGCAGAUGGUUCCAGUCCCCAAACCUGGAUCCUUCCAGCCAUGGGCCAUUGAUGUGUGACAGCCAAGGCCAAGUUUGUUUCGCAUGUUCGUAACACGUUGAUCCUCCACGGUUUUCUAGAAUUAACAAUUUACAGAAGCUCAAGUAUUAAACAUUAAUCACCUUACUUUAUGUUCAUCAAAUAAAACUGAACCUGUUAUCCAGGAUUUACCUAGAUUAAAGGAAUUACAAAGUACCCUUAACCCUGCUUAUUGCUAAAAAUAUAAAUUGGUCAGUGU
Messenger RNA from Scleropages formosus (Asian bonytongue), 4488 nucleotides. It is a transcript of the gene aox6, whose product is annotated as aldehyde oxidase 6. Lineage: Eukaryota; Metazoa; Chordata; Actinopteri; Osteoglossiformes; Osteoglossidae. The transcript has 35 exons. Gene Ontology annotation, molecular function: FAD binding; molybdopterin cofactor binding; oxidoreductase activity. The record is from RefSeq and is a predicted model, not a curated record. The coding region runs from base 260 to 4270 and encodes 1336 amino acids.